CUUGAGGUUGUGCCAAGUCGUUUUCACUGAACAAUUUUUAAAGGUAUUCGCCAUUCCCAAGUGUGACUGGCUGCCUUUUUACCGUGCAGGACCAUCGUGAAGCCUGUGGCCAAAGAAUUUGAUCCGGACAUGGUCCUAGUGUCCGCUGGAUUUGAUGCAUUGGAAGGCCACACCCCUCCUCUAGGGGGGUACAAAGUGACAGCAAAAUGCUUUGGUCAUUUGACGAAGCAAUUGAUGACACUGGCUGAUGGACGUGUGGUGUUGGCUCUAGAAGGAGGACAUGAUCUCACAGCCAUCUGUGAUGCAUCAGAAGCCUGUGUAAAUGCCCUUCUAGGAAAUGAGCUGGAGCCGCUUGCAGAAGAUAUUCUCCACCAAACACCGAAUAUGAAUGCUGUUGUUUCUUUACAGAAGAUCAUUGAAAUUCAAAGUAUGUCUUUAAAGUUUUUUUUAAAAAAUUCUAUUCAGGUAAAACUAAUUAAAAUUAUAUUGAGAAUUAGAGUACAAUGAAAGGUUUA
Messenger RNA from Lemur catta (Ring-tailed lemur), 515 nucleotides. RefSeq names its product histone deacetylase 9-like. Gene Ontology annotation, cellular component: histone deacetylase complex. Lineage: Eukaryota; Metazoa; Chordata; Mammalia; Primates; Lemuridae. The transcript is spliced from 3 exons. Gene Ontology annotation, biological process: chromatin organization. The record is from RefSeq and is a predicted model, not a curated record. Gene Ontology annotation, molecular function: histone deacetylase activity. The coding region runs from base 130 to 507 and encodes 125 amino acids.